Molecule: messenger RNA, 648 nt
Organism: Guyanagaster necrorhizus
Lineage: Eukaryota; Fungi; Basidiomycota; Agaricomycetes; Agaricales; Physalacriaceae
Exons: 4
Coding region: 1-648 (215 amino acids)
Source: RefSeq, a predicted model, not a curated record
AUGCGUCGCCAUCCGUUCCUCUCGCUCUGCUUUCUUUCGCUCUCCUUUGUUCUCGCCAAUGCUCUCCAUUUCUAUCUCGAUGCCAACGAAAAGCGCUGUUUCAUUGAAGAGCUGCCAACGGACACCGUCGUCGAGGGUCAUUACCGUGCCCUCGAAUGGUCAGAGCCCCAGCAGACAUACAUAUCUGACGACAAACUUGGAAUACACGUUGAUGUCGAUGAAGUAGAAAGCGGUGAAUCCGUUGUCAGAACAAAAGGCCCAUCCGAAGGUCGCUUCACAUUCACGUCUCACGAUGCCGGAGACCAUUCGAUUUGUCUCUCGACCAACUACACAUCCUGGUUCUCCAGUACCCACAUUCGCCUUUACCUUGACAUCGUCGUCGGCAAUACUAAGGGCAACAUAGAGCAAGAUAGAUCGCAUGUCUCCGAGCUUGCAGCAAAAGUUCGUGACUUGAACCAAAAACUGGAGGAUAUCCGACGGGAGCAGCAGUAUCAGCGGGAGCGGGAGGCGGAUUACAGAAAUCUUAGCGAGGCGACCAAUGCGCGGGCCGUAUGGUACAGUGUGGCUCAGAUCAUGGUCUUAAUUCUUACUUGUGCAUGGCAGCUGCGACAUCUCAAGCAUUUCUUCGAAGACAGACAAAUGCGGUAG